Molecule: messenger RNA, 249 nt
Organism: Aureococcus anophagefferens
Lineage: Eukaryota; Pelagophyceae; Pelagomonadales; Pelagomonadaceae
Exons: 1
Cellular component (GO): lysosome
Molecular function (GO): cysteine-type endopeptidase activity
Source: RefSeq, a predicted model, not a curated record
CUCGAGGAGACGCCCGUGUCCAUCUGCGUCAACGCGGGCGCCUGGAACGACUACACGGGCGGCGUCAUGACGUCGGCGGCCUGCGGCCCCAUGGGCGCCGAGUACCAGGACCACUGCGUCAUGGCCACGGGCUUCAACGUCACCGCGCCGACGCCCUACUGGAUUGUGCGCAACUCGUGGUCGUCGACGUGGGGCGAGCAGGGCUACAUCUACCUCGAGAUGGCCAAGAACACGUGCGGCCUCGCCGAC